Molecule: messenger RNA, 852 nt
Organism: Paramecium tetraurelia
Lineage: Eukaryota; Ciliophora; Oligohymenophorea; Peniculida; Parameciidae
Exons: 4
Source: RefSeq, a predicted model, not a curated record
AUGACUUCUAUUUAUGAGAAACUAAGACCUGUUGUAUUCCAAGCCAAUCCCAUUUCCUAAUAGAGAUCUGCCUCAUAAUCAAUGAUGGGAGGGAAUAUCUCCAAAUAAUUUAACUCAUCUGGAGAGGUUCAGAAUUAUUUCAUGCAAUGCAGAAAGAAUGUCACUCAAUAACAUCAAACCACAAGAGAAAAAGAAAAUACUUUAAACACCACUUCUACCAUUAAAAAGGAUGAAAUAGCCUUUCUCAAACAGAGAAUUACACAAUUAGAAAAGAUGAACUCCCAUUAGAUCAAUGAAAACAACAAACUUAGCGAAAUCAUAUAAAGACACAUGGAAAACGAAAAGCUAUUUAAUAAAUCCCAAUUGUCUGAGAUCUAAUAUCAAACUUAAAUCUAAGAACUUGAAAAACAAAUUGUUCGUUUACAAAAUGAAAAUCAGGUUUUAUUAUAGAACAAAGAACAAUAUGAUUAGAUUGAACUAGACAAGUACAAAACCAAAUGCUAUCUAUUAUAAAAUAAAGUUAAAUAAUUUCAAGAAGAAAAAAGGAUUACUGAUCUACAAAAGAAAGGCAAGAAAUUAUACUUAGAGAACUAAUAAUUAAAAAGUACAAUUGAAUAUUUAUAAAGUGAAAACUCUACAAUGCAACAACAAUUGCUUACUAAAAGCACUGAAAAUCCAAAAUUUAAUUAAAAGGAUCACAAACUUUAGCUUGAAUUGCAAUCUUAGAUCAAAUAUAUGACUCAAAUCAUUGAUUUAGACCAAGUUAAAAUGAAAAAUCUAGAAGAAAAAGUAGAACUCUUAACCCAAGAAAACAGAAGACUCUAAGAAAUCACUAAGGAGAAAAUGAUAUGA